ACUCUUCAUCUUCUUCGUUGCUCUCUGCGUUCGAUUUCGCUUUGCGUAUUAAUCAUCAUUUUUCGCAUUUUGUUUAUAUGUUAUUAUGCUGUUUGCUAGUAGCAUCGUAAUUUAGGCCAAAUUGCAAAAGGUAGAGAAAUUCAUUUCCUACAUUGUGACCUAAUUUGAUUGUUAUGCUGCGCCAUUUUCCUGCAUGUUGGUUAAUCAUGUCCUAUGAAGCACCAACACAGACGCGGAGACGACAUUGACAGUGAUUAUUUGAGAAAAUGACAUAAUUGAAUGAAAUCACAUGUAUAUGUGCCGUGGCAAACACUGACACUUGUCAGACGUCGGAUACGCCUUCAAUCAUAAGUGUCAUGCUACAGCAAAUUCAUGUUUAUAACAUCAUGUUCAUGAUGUUAUUUGUUAUGCUACUAGCCUACUAAUACAUGAUAUGGUAGUGCCUACCAACGCGACAUCGACACAUGUUAAUGUUGCAUUCAUGUCUUUCCAUGUCAAUAUGUCAUUGUUGUGUUCGGCGUCUGUGUCAGUGCUUCAUAGAGUAGUCAUGUGUUCGGCGUCUGUGUUUGUGUCAGUGCUUCAUAGAGUAGUGAUGCGCUGGCUUAAUUUAAGGAAAAUAGAUUAACUGAUUGUUAUGCUGCGGCAUUUUUCUGCGUGAAAAUGAAUCAUUUCUAUAACACUGUUCAUAAUGCUAUCUUUUAUGCUACUAAUGCAUGAUAUGGUAGCUCAUAAACACGACAUCGGCACAUGUUAUAUUCAUGUAUUUCCAUUUUCUUAAAUUAUUAUUGGUGUCUAUGUGUUGUUGUCGUGUUUGGUGUCCAGAGCUGUGUAAGUGCUUAAUAGAGUAGUGAUGAAUUGGCUUAAUUUGCUUGUUCUGUGUCAAUUUGGUAGAACACGUAGUGCUUCUUGUGGAAUGUGAAUAAAUACGAGUACAAGGAGGUGUUUUCCUUGGGUGAUAUUGAAGAAACUGAGGUGAUUUGAUAUUCAACAUCAACUCACUAAUGGAGUGCAACAAGGAUGAGGCUGUAAGGGCUAAACAACUGGCGGAAACUAAAAUGCAAAGGGGUGAAUUCGUAGAUGCACUGAAGUUUGCUAAAAAGGCCAAAAAUCUGUAUGCUGGUGUGGAAAACAUUGCUCAGGUCCUUGCAGUUUGUGAGGUUCACAUUGCUGCACUGAAGAAACUCUCUAUGUUUGAAAUGGACUAUUAUGAAAUUCUUCAGACACAUAGAUUCUCCGAGGAAGCAAUCAUAAAGACGCAGUACAGAAAGCUCGCACUGCUACUUCAUCCUGAUAAAAAUAAAUUUUCUGGUGCUGAAGCUGCUUUCAAGUUGAUUGGAGAAGCCAAUAGGGUUUUGAGUGACCAAGCACAACGAUCUUUAUAUGACAAAAAGGUCAAAGUUCAUGUGAGAUCUGCAGCAAAUCAAGUUCCAAAUACAACAAAAUACUGGAAAAAAGUUUUUUCAAACUUCCCUUCUUGGAAUCCCCAUCUCAAAGCUGCAAAACAGACAUUCUGGACAGUUUGCCAACAUUGUAAUAGCAGGUUCCAGUACUACACAAAUAUUAUGAUUACUGCCUGUCAAAAAUGUAUUAGUCAACUUGCUGCCCCAUCAUUUGUACGGUUUCGUGCCCGGAAAAAUGCUCCCAUGCAGGCUCCACCAAAAGCGGCCUCCAAAAGUAAUGGUGGAAAACCCCUUGGUGGUAGAUAUGCAGAUGCUUUUGUGCAGUCAUAUCCUUCAUGUAUGAAAACCUCUGCCGCUGGGGUUGGUAAGCAACUUAAUGAUGAAAAGAGUAAGUAUGGCUAUGUUCCCCUGUCCAAACCAAUGGAGUCACAGGCCUCAAAAAGUGUUGGAAAUAAGAGAGUGAGAGAACCUGAACCAGAUUCAAAAGACAGAUUCAACACUGGAAUUGAUGAUGAAAAGAAAGAUGUCAAUGUUCGAGAAAGUUAUGUUGAUCCUUCAAGAUUGAAUGUUAGGUCGUCUUCCAGACAAAAGCAGCACGUUUCGUAUGUGGAAACCAAUGAAGAUGACAAUUAUGAUAUUCAUCCCAAAAAGCCACGACGAGAUGAAUCAUUGAACAUUGAUGAAGUUGAGAAAAAGAACGUGUCUGAAGAAACAUUUUUAAGGAAUACAAGCAAAGAUGGGCACUCUCAUGUUCAAGGUGGUAAGGAAUUGGAGUCAGAUCUUGAUCCUAGAAUGUUAAAUGAGGAAAACUGUUCUCCACCGAAUUCAAAUAUCCCGUCUAGUCCAGAGAUCAUUCAUUGUCCUGAUCCAGAUUUCAAUAAUUUUGAGAAGGACAAGGCAGAUGAUUGUUUUGCUGUUAAUCAAUUAUGGGCAAUUUAUGAUAACACUGAUGAUGUUAUGCCAAGACUUUAUGCUCUUGUCAAGAAAGUGACCUUCCCUUUCAAGUUGCAGAUUACUUGGUUGGAAGCUUACCCAGAUGAGGAUGGCGAGGUUGAUUGGUAUAAUGCAGAUUUGCCUAUUGCUUGUGGUAAAUUCAAAAUUGCUAACUCUCAGAAAACUACAGAUCGUGAUAUUUUCUCUCAUCAGAUUCAGUAUAUCAAAGGAAAUAACAGAGGCUCUUACCUAGUGUUUCCCAAGAAGGGAGAAACUUGGGCAAUUUUCAGAAAUUGGGAUAUCAAGUGGAGUUCUAAUCCAGAAUAUUAUCGGAAGCGUGAAUUUGCUUUUGUUGAAAUCCUAUCAGAUUUUGCUGAAAAUUUUGGCAUUGAAAUAGCUUACUUAGGAAAGGUGAAAGGAUUUACUAGCCUCUUUGAGAAAACUCAAAAUAAUGGAGAGAACAUGUUUUGUAUUCCACUGAAUGAGCUAUAUAGGUUCUCACAUCAAAUCCCUUCAUAUAAGAUGAGUGGUGAUGAGAGGGAAGGUGUUCCGAGAGAUUGUUUUGAACUUGACCCCGCUGCCCUGCCAACUUACAUAUUUGAAGCUGAAAAGGACUCAUCAAUCUUUGGAAGAUCAAGGGAAGACGUGUCAAUGGCAUGUUAGAGCUUAUGAGGGGUAAGAACACCAGUAUUCUAAAAACUGGAGGAAAACAGAAUUCCUCAAAUUGUUUUCUUACUCAUGUAUAUCUUUUCUUCGUACACAACCUGUGUAAUCUAGAGUAUAUCCUAGUCUUGUGUUUUUUUUUACUAACUCCUAAUUUGUAUUGUGGCUUGGUGUUCCUUAAUUGUGCUCAUGUGCGAUAAUUUCUCGAUUUGCCAUCGUAUGGAGGUUGCCUCCGUACCCAAGUUUAUUUUCCCUGCUGCUACCAUGAUACUGUUACUAUCAUAAAUCGUAAUGACAUUUGCAUUGCAAGGUUAGUGAAUGUGGGUAGAGAAUAGUAAAUGAUUAUUGGGCAAACUACCAUUUUAGUCCCUAAAAGUGCAACGCGUCAUCAAUUUAGUCUAUGACUCAAACAAAAUCACAAAUUAAUCCUCCAUUUUGCACUCAGUUAGUCAUUUUAGUCUUUGACGUUAAAGUGGGACGUUAAGUCAUUAAAAUUGGUGGCGUGUCAGGUAUGAAGGUCAACUAGCUUGUUGAUGUGUCCUUAGGGACCAAAAUGAAAGAAAAUAAAAUUCUUCUUCAUUUCCCAACAGGCCAGGGAAAACAUCAUCAGGAUCAUGAAUAUGUGGAUUCUCUUCAACAAUAUAAGGAUCACCACACUUUUCACUUAUUGUUUGAAGUGUCUCUCCCUCGCCAACAACAAGCUCAAAACCAACAUCAAUGCCACAAACAAAGCACAGUUCCAUGAAAUCUUCUCUGCCAUUGCUGUUGAUGAACAUCCACAAGCCAUUUCUGAAUUGUAUAAAUCUCUUGCUCAAUAUGACAAUGUUAUAUGUUUUUGUUUUUUGCUAGUACGAUGUGAUAUGUUUGGUUUUA
Medicago truncatula (barrel medic) is the source of this 3869-nucleotide messenger RNA. RefSeq lists its product as uncharacterized. The coding region runs from base 1002 to 2996 and encodes 664 amino acids. The transcript is spliced from 3 exons. Lineage: Eukaryota; Viridiplantae; Streptophyta; Magnoliopsida; Fabales; Fabaceae. The record is from RefSeq and is a predicted model, not a curated record.